Molecule: messenger RNA, 304 nt
Organism: Trypanosoma cruzi
Lineage: Eukaryota; Euglenozoa; Kinetoplastea; Trypanosomatida; Trypanosomatidae
Product: trans-sialidase, putative
Exons: 1
Source: RefSeq, a predicted model, not a curated record
GAGGCUCCCAAUUGCACAACCGACUGACUCUCAGUCUGUCCGUGUUCUUGCGGGCAGUGAAUCGAGUGCUGAGAAUGUUACGGACGAAUUGAGUCCACACACUGCCGCCAAAAAUGACACUUCCGUUCCAGAAACCAAUCACUCAGCAUCCGAUGGCAGUAUGAGUCCAGAGGACCGCCUCGCCCUGAUCACCGACGCGAAAUUGAUCCUGCAUGAUUUACGUGGCGACAGCACUGCGCGUGUGCACGCGUCUCGGGCGUUGCUGCUUCUUCUGGGACUGUGCGCACUUGUGGCAAUCUUGUGA